Sclerotinia trifoliorum is the source of this 1859-nucleotide messenger RNA. The record is from the annotation of a GenBank genome assembly. NCBI's taxonomy places the organism in Eukaryota, Fungi, Ascomycota, Leotiomycetes, Helotiales, Sclerotiniaceae.
AACUCGAACUUCACAUAACCAUUUCUUCGAAGUCACAUUAGAAAUUCCAAGACCACGUAAAGUAGAUUCUAUAUAUCAAAUCUACAGAAGAACGUUCUGAAAUUUCUAAUCGCUGUCAAAAACAAGAGUAGUAGCACUCCAAAAACUAGCAAAUAUUCGAAGUUAUAAGAAGUCUCUGGAUACCAAUUCCGGCCACCAGAACCAGAAACAAAUCUCUGGCGUCCCCGUGCGACAAAACAAACAAACAAAUAAAUAUAUCCUUACCCCUCCAUACCAGCGGCAAAUAUUAUUACAAAAAACACACCACAGCACACUUCACCAAGCAAACGAAAUACAAACCAUCACUAUGUCGAGCGAAGAAGAUAAAACGGUGGCCAAUCUCUCACAUGUCUCGAUCAAUGGGGAUGACGUCGAAGGUCAUGAUGAAUCUAUUGCGCCCCGUAGCGACAGUGGGUGGGAUGGAAAACUACGUAUAGAGAAGGAGAAUGGCAAGAAGUUAGAGCUUGUCAAUCCAGAAGCUUUAUCUGAUCCCGAGUAUUCGGAUGAAGAGAAUGUUGUCCCGGGGGAAAUUAUAAAUGCAGACGAAGGUACACAACGCUUUCGUUCCUUCUCCCUGCCCAAAGAUAUCUAGCAGUACCAUAUUAACAUGACCCAGAUCUCCUCGACGACUAUCCCCUUGACACCGAAGAAAUAGACCUAGUACAUGCGCGAAUUUCCUCCAUCCCAUCUCUCAGACUCUCCCGUUUCUCCCAAGUUCAACGACUUUGCCUCCGCCAAAACACUAUCACCACAAUCGAAGAACUCUCCCCUCUCGCAUCUACCAUCACCGAACUCGAUCUAUACGACAACCUAAUCGCGCACGUCCGCGGACUAGAAGAUCUCAUCCAUCUGACCUCCCUCGACCUCUCCUUCAACAAACUAAAACACAUCAAGAAGAUAAACCACCUCACCUCCCUCACGGACCUCUACUUCGUCCAGAACAAAAUAACCACCAUCGAGAACCUAGAAGGUCUAACCAAACUACGCAAUCUAGAACUAGCCGCGAAUAGGAUCCGCGAGAUCCAGGGCUUAGACACAUUAGUAGGAUUAGAAGAAUUAUGGCUGGGCAAGAACAAAAUCACCGAGAUGAAAAAUCUCGACGCCUUGCAAAAUCUCAAGAUCCUAAGUAUCCAGAGUAAUCGCAUCCGCUCCAUAAGCGGCCUGGAUAAACUUUCCUCGCUGGAAGAACUAUACAUCUCGCACAAUGCGUUAACAUCACUCGCGGGUCUGGAAUCAUCUUCUCAACUUCGCGUUUUGGAUAUUUCGAAUAAUCAAAUAUCGUCUCUGGCGGGCAUCAAGGGUUUAAAGGAGUUAGAGGAGGUAUGGGCGAGUUAUAAUCAAAUUGCCGAUUUUAAUGAUGUCGAGGAACAUUUGAGAGAUAAGGAGAAGUUGACUACGGUCUAUUUUGAGGGGAAUCCUUUGCAGUUGAGGGCUCCGGCUUUGUAUAGGAAUAAGGUGCGCUUGACGUUGCCGCAGCUUAUGCAGAUUGAUGCUAGUAAGUUUAGUUUUUUGUGCUGUAGGUAUCGGUUUCUUGACUAACAAUAUGACAGCUUUUGUUAGGGUUUCAUAGAAUGCGUAUUUACAAUGAGAGAGUUGGCAUGUGGAAAUGGGAAGUGCUCAGAAGGGUAGACAUAAUCGGCAUACAUGUCAUGAAGAUAUUAUAGCAUUGCAAUGGAGUUCUUGGUGGGAAUUGGAUGGGUUUCAUGGAAAUCACAGCAUACACAUGGCAAUUAUAAAUGUUGCAUUGCAAAGUGAAUGGAAGACUAUAAUAAGAGUUCUAGACACUACUCAGCGUACACGAAAUCACAUUAAUAUUGACG